Molecule: messenger RNA, 822 nt
Organism: Notothenia coriiceps (black rockcod)
Lineage: Eukaryota; Metazoa; Chordata; Actinopteri; Perciformes; Nototheniidae
Product: lysine-specific demethylase 5C-like
Exons: 2
Source: RefSeq, a predicted model, not a curated record
GUGAUGGCGUUCAAAGAGGGCGAGCAGCAGGAGAAGGAGGCGCUGCUGAGGCUACAGAAAGGGAACAUGUGUAAAUCUGGACUAAACUCGGCGGGGGGGAGCAACAGCAGCAGCGGCUCUGAGGAGAAGGAGAACGGGAGGUGGGACAUGGACAACGCCAUGGAGACGGACACAUCCAGCCACUCGGAGAACUCUUUAUCAGAGAACGGGAACCACACACCCCCUCCUCAGGCGGUGUGUGUGUGCUCAGCUCAGCCUCGGGCUCCUCAGCUGCGAUGCCACCUCUGUAAGGACUGGUUCCACGGGGGCUGCGUCUCCUUCCCCUCCCUGUUCCCCUCCUCCGGGCCCCAGGAGAGCGCCCUCUGCUGGUGGGACUGGGACUCGCGCUUCUUGUGUCCGCGGUGCCAGAGGUCGCGGCGGCCCCGUCUGGAGACCAUCCUGGCGCUGCUGGUGGCGCUGCAGAGGCUGCCGGUGCGCCUGCCGGAGGGAGAGGCCCUGCAGUGCCUCACCGAGAGGACCAUCACCUGGCAGGGCCGCGCUAAAGAGGCCCUGGAGACCCCCGAGCUGCAGGGGGCCCUUCAGAGGCUGCAGGAACUCAAAGAGACUCUGCGUCAGGAGGCAGAGAGGGACAACGGAGAGCAGGUGAGGAGCUCUGUGAUCGUUUUAUCAGACUCUGAGGGAGGCGAGGGAGAGGAGGGAGUCAUCGAUCUGACCGACGAGAACUCGCCCAAGAAGAAAAGCAAGGCCAGCAACGGUGUUCCGGCUGGAUGUGAAAAUGGCAUCAACAAGAAAUCAAAAGUUACAGGUAAGACGUUGUGUUGA